Aspergillus sclerotioniger CBS 115572 is the source of this 1427-nucleotide messenger RNA. RefSeq lists its product as uncharacterized. The transcript is spliced from 2 exons. NCBI's taxonomy places the organism in Eukaryota, Fungi, Ascomycota, Eurotiomycetes, Eurotiales, Aspergillaceae. The record is from RefSeq and is a predicted model, not a curated record. Bases 91 to 1407 code for a protein of 438 amino acids.
CCCACUCCAUCCUGCCCUCCUCACCUUUUCCCUUCAAUCACAAUUUUGAGAGAAAAACAACCGAUACCACGAAAGAAAGAAGCCAAGGAAAUGGCGCAACCGACCCUGGAAGGUCUACCGGUGGAACUACACAUUUCCAUUCUAUUCACCCUACCGGAUCUGAACUCUCUAUGGUCGCUUAUCCUUGCAUCUCCCACAUAUUACGGCGCAUAUCAGCUAGUGCAAAAGGAGCUCCUCCAAACCCUUUUACAUAAGCACUAUGCCGGCCUCGUGAACAUCGCAGAUGCAAUAGCCGCCAUUCGCUCCAAAGGGCUAUAUGCCGGUGACAUGUCCAACAAAGAGAAGAUCAUCGCCCUUCUCGAUGCCCGACGCCGCAGUGAGGAGAUCCGUCGGCUGGGACUCAUAUCUGGGCCCCUACCCGACGAACCGGCCGAUCUCCAAGAGACAAUGCAGCUAUUGCGGCUGCAUAAUCAGGCCAUCGUCUUCCUCGAUGAUUACUGCACAUCUGCAAAACGACCAGCCUGGAUAGACGAAACCGAGUGGAACAAUGACAUUGUACCACUGGUCCUAUCGGAGACCGAGAAGCGGCGCAUUCUCCGCGCCUUUUAUCGACUGCAGAUCCACUGCAACAUCUUUGGUGCCUUGGAGCAUUCCCCUGAUGAAGACAGCGGAUAUAUCUCCGAUGACAAUGAGUGGUACGCAAAGAACAAGACCUUCAGCGGCGAAGAGAUGUGGCAUCUAUUCUUCAGCCCGAUGGCUCCAUGGGAGAUCGAAGAGUUUGGCUGUCUAUGGGAGCAUUGUUGUUACCGAUAUGAAGCCAUCCUCGCCGAAAUCUCAGACAGCUACAUCAAGAUCGGGUUUACUUUCCUGCGCGAACUUCCCAAGGACCAACAACCCCCUCGUGCUUGCGUCUAUGGUGACUGUGACGAUUUCAGAUUCUCCGUUAAUAAACGAGAAAGCCUGGCUUCCAAAGGACCAGCACUCCUACCCGAUGUCCUUCGAGAAGAUGAUUUCCUGGCCCGUCGAAACUUAGUGGUCGUGAACGUGCGAUGGACGCGAGACUAUUUCUAUGACUUUGAUUAUUGGCCAAGGCCUGACUUUGGACCUGGGGAGGUGCAUCUCCUUUAUCCGGCCGACCAAUUCGACUUUGGUACGGACAUGGAUGGACUUCGAAAGCUCCUGGAGACAUUGCUACCCUGGGAGCGACCGAAUCUAGCCUGGGAGCGGAGAUGGUCCCGGGAUGACAAUGAUUUUCCUCAACUCUUUUGGGAUAUGUUCGAGUAUGGAGCUGACAAUAAACAUUGGCGGUGGGGGUACGCGUUCUGGGAGAAUGAGCGAGUGAUUGAGUGGAAGAUGCCGAUGCUGGCCGACGACUAUCCUUUUGCGGAUUCUUCGGGCGAGAUUUAGCAUUUCUUGUAUUGAUUCGU